Molecule: messenger RNA, 1921 nt
Organism: Scomber japonicus (chub mackerel)
Lineage: Eukaryota; Metazoa; Chordata; Actinopteri; Scombriformes; Scombridae
Gene: sox10
Product: SRY-box transcription factor 10
Exons: 3
Coding region: 336-1820 (494 amino acids)
Biological process (GO): enteric nervous system development; neural crest cell migration; morphogenesis of an epithelium
Cellular component (GO): nucleus
Molecular function (GO): RNA polymerase II cis-regulatory region sequence-specific DNA binding; DNA-binding transcription factor activity, RNA polymerase II-specific
Source: RefSeq, a predicted model, not a curated record
CUGGGUGCGUUUGGCGCAGAGAGUUGUGCAUUAACAGGUAAACUGGGGUCCAAGGUGCGCACUGAGCCGCCUAUGAUACCAACAACACGGAUGGAAAGAACUUUAAUGUGGAACCCUCACAGAGUUUUGCAACGGAGGCUGAGAGUAGAGACAGACUGGCAGUUUAUAUUAUAACUUAAACGAGGCCAGAGGGACAGAUCAGACAGCAGACCAGCCGACACUUUGUGCACUACUGUAGGGUAUAAACAGGAACAGGGACCCCGGCAGGUAAGCUACACUUUAUAGGAAUAGGUCUUGCAUCCUCUGCGCACCUGGAGGCUUCUGUGUGUAGGAAGAUGUCCAGAGAGGAGCAGAGCUUAUCGGAGGUUGAGCUCAGUCCCGGGGUGUCGGACGACAGCCGCUCCCUAUCACCGGGUCACUCCUCUGGUGUGCCCGGCGGGGGGGAUUCACCUCUCCACGGGCAGCAGCAUUUAGCGGGUUUGGACGAUGCAGCGGCCGGUUCCUCACUUAAAUCAGAAGAUGAGGAAGACCGCUUCCCCGCAGGGAUCCGUGAGGCGGUGAGUCAAGUGCUCAACUGCUACGAUUGGACCCUUGUGCCCAUGCCAGUGCGCGUGACCGGCGGAAACAAGUCCAAACCGCACGUGAAGAGGCCCAUGAACGCCUUCAUGGUGUGGGCCCAGGCGGCGAGGAGGAAACUGGCCGAUCAACACCCGCACCUGCACAACGCGGAGCUCAGCAAGACGCUGGGGAAGCUCUGGAGGCUUCUUAAUGAGAGCGACAAGCGACCCUUCAUCGAGGAGGCAGAGAGGCUGAGGAAGCAACAUAAGAAGGACUAUCCUGACUACAAAUACCAGCCACGACGCCGCAAGAACGGAAAGCAUGGUUCUGGGUCAGGAAGUGAAGCCGAUGGCCAUUCGGAGGGUGAGGUCAGCCAAGGCCAAUCCCUCUACAAGGGUCUCCACCUGGAUGUGGCCCUCAGCGGUGGGGGCAGGUCCCCUCUGGCAGAUGGGCACCACCCUCAUGCUGCAGGUCAGAGCCACAGUCCUCCCACUCCUCCAACCACUCCCAAGACUGAGCCUCAGUCUGGGAAGGCAGGAGAUGGAAAGAGGGAGGGGGCUGGGAACGGGGGUUCCCGUGGCACAAUGGGAGCAGAGGGGAGUUCAGGUGCUCCAGGAUCUGGGAAACCUCACAUUGACUUUGGUAAUGUGGACAUUGGUGAGAUGAGCCACGAGGUGAUGGCCAACAUGGAGCCUUUUGAUGUCAACGAGUUUGACCAGUACCUUCCUCCCAAUGGGCAUCCGGGGGUCGGGCCGGGUAUUGGGGCAGGAGUAGCUGCAACAGCUUCUCCAGCCUCUCCAUACACCUACGGCAUCUCCUCAGCUCUGGCGGCGGCCAGUGGACAUUCAGCAGCCUGGCUCUCCAAGCAGCAGCAGUCGCAGCAACAUCACGGGUCCCCUCUGGGCUCGGACCCUUCCAAGGCCCCAAUCAAGAGCGAGGCUGGAGGUGCAGGUAGUCACUUUGCAGAGGCAGCCUCAGCAGGUUCCCAUGUCACCUACACCCCCCUCAGUCUUCCUCACUACAGUUCAGCCUUUCCCUCACUGGCUACCAGGGCUCAGUUUGCUGAAUAUGCUGACCACCAGGCCUCGGGGUCCUACUACGCUCACUCCAGUCAGGCCUCAGGGUUAUACUCUGCUUUCUCUUAUAUGGGGCCCUCGCAGAGACCCCUGUACACUGCCAUCACUGACCCAACCAGUGUACCGCAGUCACACAGCCCUACACACUGGGAACAGCCCGUCUACACAACACUGUCGCGGCCAUGACAGACAACUAGACCAGAGGGCACUGGUGCAGGUCCAGACCCAAGGAGCAGCAGCAACAACAGUGUUGGUAGCAUCAGUGGUGAAUGUGGUCUGGGCCAGGG